AUGGCACCAGUUUACGAAUCUUUUUCGUUGCUGGAGACCUUUUCCAGGAACAAGGCGUACUUUGAUCCGCGUUUGUUUGAAGUCCACUCCACCGUCGACAAUGGCCUGCUUGUCCAGCCCAAAUCCUCCACUCCACCUCAGCUGGUUCUUUCACUAGAGGCGGUUCCUAUCAUACCCGCCAAGGAUCCUGACAACUCUCUUCCCGGGCUUCACUUUCAAAUUCGAGGCGACACUUCUCCUGUUCCCUUCUCGACCACGCAAGAACAGACACGAAGUAUCUCAUACGACUCGACCACCCGCGUACCACAACAGAAAGACUUCAGCCCCUUUGGCAAUUUUGCUGAUACUUCUUUUGAUUCCUACAUCGAAAAUGGGAUUUGCUCCCCUGUUCAGUCAGUGCUCGAAUCAUCCGACAACGGGUCCGAGCCCGACAUUAUCACAGUGGAGGAAAAUGAUGUGCGGAAGCUGAUCGCGGAGGAACUCAAGAAGAAGAUGAUUAGUGCCAAGAAUUUGUACUCGAGGGUACGGAGUAGCAUGCAUUGUUAA
Molecule: messenger RNA, 546 nt
Organism: Penicillium atrosanguineum
Lineage: Eukaryota; Fungi; Ascomycota; Eurotiomycetes; Eurotiales; Aspergillaceae
Product: Uracil permease
Exons: 1
Coding region: 1-546 (181 amino acids)
Source: RefSeq, a predicted model, not a curated record